This is a messenger RNA of Micropterus dolomieu (smallmouth bass), 4589 nucleotides long. It is a transcript of the gene rnpepl1, whose product is annotated as arginyl aminopeptidase like 1. Gene Ontology annotation, biological process: proteolysis. Gene Ontology annotation, molecular function: metalloaminopeptidase activity; zinc ion binding. NCBI's taxonomy places the organism in Eukaryota, Metazoa, Chordata, Actinopteri, Centrarchiformes, Centrarchidae. The coding region runs from base 1330 to 3444 and encodes 704 amino acids. The record is from RefSeq and is a predicted model, not a curated record. The transcript has 12 exons.
UGUUACUUCCUGUUUGGUCCGGAGCAGACCCUCCUCUGUCCUCUCUUUCUCCUCUGUUGUCUUUGUCUGAUUAAAGUGUCCUCCUUCAUCUCCCUGUCUCUCCUCCAUUACGCGGACUCACCGCCAGCUCACAUUAAACCCGACCGGGAGCAUCUGGAUUCUGUGUCCGGGACGCAGAGCGCAGAGCCGGGAUGAGUUCACAAGAGGAGCCGGUGUUCGUCCGGUUCUUCCUCUCCGGCUCCUGAUGGAUUUCACGUAGACUGUUUGCCCACAAACCACAAAUAAUGCUCUCUGGUGCUAAUGCUAAUGAGACUAAGUGCUAACCAGGUUAGUUAAACCAGUGAAAUGAACGUUAGUUAUCCCUGCUUUCACUCCGCCUGUUAAAGUGCCUGUUUUUUAAAGGUAGUUUGGUGAACUCACUCAAAGCUAAAAGUGCUACAGAUUAGCUAGCUUCUGCUAAAACUGGGUUCAGAUGUACUUUAAGUUCGGUUGACUUGAGUUUUAAAUGGGCUGAACCGAGCCUUAAAUGUUGAGUUUAGAGAGUGGAACUCAAUUCAAGUGUCCUUUUCGGUGUUUAUAGCAGGUUUUGAGUUUAGUUUGACUUUAGUUUACUAAGUUUUUGAAUGAAGUUUGGUCUGGUUUCCACAGCGGGUUGAAUUCAGUCCGUCUGUGGUUUAAAACUGGGCCAAAAUCAGGUUUUAAGUGUUGACAGAGUUCCGGUUCUGGUAAUUAGUCCUGUGUAAGACCGGGUAAUACAAAAAAAAGUGGGUCUAGAAGCAGCUAGUCUUGGGUUGAACCCACUUCUUGAUGGGUCCUUAUUAGUGUUUAUAACUGGUCUGGAUUUGGUUUGGACCUCAGUUAGUCUUUUGGGUUUUGAAUGUCUUGAGGCCCGGCUCACAUCCAGGAUUACAUUCUGCUGGUCUCUGGUUUAAAACUGGGUUUAAAUAGACUCAGAUUUUGGUUAAAUACAUUUUCAAUUCAUUCCUCUGCUGAAACUGGACUGGUGAACUGGUCCUGACUACAUUUAGACCUGGUUUCACAGGUCUAAAUGUAGUCUGACCCAGGUUUAGGACGGUCCAGAGGAAGCUGGUCCCUAUUUUAGCGUCCUUGUUGAUUGUUUCUGGUCUAAAUAAAGGUUUUGUUUGUGAAUGUGAGGCCUGGCCUACAUAGAGGGUUGACUUUUAAAAACCGGUUCUGGAUGUAGUCUGGUCCUUGCUGCCCCUCUGGUGACGGUCUGUGUGGGUUCUGAAGUUCAAAGUCGGGUUUCUGUUGGUCUUGGAUGCUGUUAGUCCAGGUCUAAGUGGGGUUUAGUCCCAGGUUUAGCUCACAAUGGCAGAGCUCCACCAGACUCCGACCUCACUGUGCUGCUGCCGUAAAUCCCUGCCGGUCUCUGGGGCCCGGUGUGUCGGGGACCCCAGCCGGCCCUCAGCGGGUCCCGGGUCCCCGCGAUGUCCCCUGGUGGACGUGGCCUCGGCGUCUAACUUCCGCAGCUUCAAGCUGCGACACUUCCACCUGGACCUGCGGCUGAAUUUUGCCGUGAAGGAGAUGAGCGGCUGGUUGGUUCUGGACCUGGUCCCAGUCCAGCCUGGGGUCCAUACCCUGGUCCUGGACUCCCACUCCUCCCUCCUCAUCCACUCCAUAGAUUGUAAGGUCCCCGGGGCCGGACAGGAGGCCCCUGUCUCCCUCACGUACCGGGUCGACCCGUUCACAGACUACGGCUCCUCGCUCAACAUCAGCCUGCCGUCAGCAGCGGUGAAACCGGGCCGGCUGAUCCACAUCACGGUCCGUUACACCACCACAGACGGGCCGGCGAUCUGGUGGCUGGACUCUGAGCUCACCUGUGGACAGGUCCGUCCUCUGGUCUUCACUCAGGGACACUCGGUGUGUAAUCGUUCCUUCUUCCCGUGCUUCGACACGCCGGCUGUGAAGAGCACGUACACGGCAACAGUCAGGGUUCCAGACGGCGUGACGGUUCUGAUGAGUGCGUCUCAGAGCUCGUACUCCAAACAGGACCGGGUCUUCCAGUUCUCCAUGGAGUUUCCUGUCCCGUCCUACCUCGUGGCCUUGGUGGCCGGAGAGCUGCAGCACGUCGACGUCGGCCCACGGAGUCGUGUGUGGGCGGAGCCAUGUCUGCUGUCCUGUGCGGUGAAGAAGCUGGGGGGCAGCGUGGAGCGCUGGCUGGGCGUGGCCGAGGAGCUGUUUGGACCUUACCUGUGGGGCAGGUGUGACAUCGUGUUCCUCCCCCCCUCCUUCCCCAUCGUGGCCAUGGAGAACCCCUGCCUCACCUUCAUCAUCGCCUCCAUUCUGGAGAGCAGCGAGUUCCUGCUGAUCGAUGUCAUCCACGAGAUCGCCCACGGCUGGUUCGGCAACGCCGUCACCAACGCCACCUGGGAGGAGAUGUGGCUGAGCGAAGGGUUGGCCACCUACGCCCAGCGACGGAUCACUACUGAGGCCUACGGUGAGGCCUUCACCUGUCUGGAAACUGCCGUCCGAUUGGACGCCCUACACAGACAGCUGCGUCUCCUCGGAGACAACAACCCUGUGAGCAAACUGCAGGUCAAGUUUGAACCAGGUGUGAACCCCAGCUCUCUGAUGAACCUGUUCACCUACGAGAAAGGUUUCUGCUUCGUCUCCUACCUGUCGCAGCUCUGUGGAGACGUCAGGCGCUUCGACUGUUUCCUGAGGGACUACAUCUCGGAGUUUAACUUUAAGAGCGUGGUGGCUCAGGACCUGAUCGACUACUUCCUGGGUUACUUCCCGGACCUGAAGGACGCCGCCGUCGCCCAGAGAGAAGGUCUGGAGUUCGAGCGCUGGCUCAGCGGGUGUGGCCCUCCUCUGUAUGAGCCGGAUCUGUCAGCAGGGGGCGCUCUGACCCAGCCGGUCCAGGAUCUGUGCGACCUGUGGAGGAGCGGCUCCGCCCCCGACCAGAAGACCGUCUCCACCUUUGACCUGUCGGCCUGGAGCACCUUCCAGAUCGUCCUGUUCCUGGACCGCAUGCUGGACCUGUCCCCUCUGCCCCACGAUGUGAUGGCGAGUCUGUCCGGCUGCUACUCGUCCCUGUUUGACGGUCUGAAUGCUGAGGUCCAGAUCCGCUGGCUGCAGAUGGUGGUCAGGAACAGCUUCUACCCGGACCUGCCCCGAGUCCGAGCCUUCCUCCACAAACACACAUCCAGGAUGUACACCGUGCCGCUGUACGAUGACCUGGUUGCCGGGGUGAUGAAGUGCGUUGCCGUGGAGAUUUUUAACCAGACUCAGCGCCGCCUGCAUCCGAACCUCAGACGGACGUUACAGCAGAUCCUGUUCCAGACCGCCACCGGCCCGACCAAUCAGAACGCCCCUGCUCUGGCCAUCGUAUCCCCCUCCCCGCAGCCCGCCGCCACGGCACCCGCCGCUGCCGGGACUGCCUCUGCCAUCGCUCUGCGGGACGUCAACGUCUCCGCGUGAAGCCCAUCUAUUCUGUCACGUGACGCGGCCGUGAUUGGCCGUUGGUCACAGGUGAAGAGCUGAACGUGGUCAGAUUAAUCAUGUCAGCUGUUGCCGUGGCAACGCUCCAGACGCUCAAAGUUUGAACACUGAUGAAGAAGAAAACUCCGCCAAGGGGGUCAAAGGUCACGGCUUCUGUAUGAUGACGCAUCAUGUGACUCUUUUAUAAGGUUCAUCAGGAGCUGCUCAAGCCGCGGCUGGCGGCCCUCAGACGGCUCCUCUGAUUGGUUCAGAGUCUCUGGUCGACUUAAAGUGCAAUUUAACAGAUCGCUUGGAACAAGAGUUCUGUGUUUGGACUGUUCGGCUCAUUAUCAGCUGAUUCCACCCGUCAGCUGAUCGAUCGGCUCCCUGAUCCAGGAAGCAGCCCGGAGGCUCGUUUCUGUCGAGGAAGCGGUCUGAACGAUCAAACUACAGAUUGUAAGAUACAGAUUGUCCGAAACGUGCCGCGUUGGACAGAAACGAGCCUCUGGAGCCGCCAACCCGUCCACGCCUCAGAGUCCGAGUUGGACCCGUUAACACGUAGCGAUACUUUCACUACCUCCUGAUUCUGACCUGCAGACCAGGACCCGGGGCACGCCGACGCUCUGUUCCACUUUCACUGUGUCACAUGACUCAGCAGGAAACGCACACACCAGCAGACUUCACCCGAGUGGCCUUAAUGCUGCGUUCACUGCAGCUGGGAACUGAGAGUUUUUAGUUCUUCUUUGCCCCUUUAAUGUCGGGUCUGCCUGUUUUUACCUUCAGUCAGCAGCAAUAAGUCCAGACGCAGUACUGAGAAACACACGGGAAGAGGACACGUAGCACCUGCAGGACCAGAGGCCAGCAGGAACCGAACCGGUCUGAGACAACAAAAGCUCUGCUGCUGCUCGGCUGGUAGACCAGGGUCAGUACUGGAUCACUGUGAGACUAGGGAUCCCGUACUGGAUCACUGUGAGACUAGGGAUCCCGUACUGGAUCACUGUAAGGCUGGCUGUGUGUAAAGAAAUUAUAAUAUUUUUAUUUACAUGUUCAACAAAUGAAAGAUUGAGAAACGUCCCACUUUUCCCAGCUGUCAGUGAACGCCUCUGUAAUGAAUGUUGGACUACAAAUAAACACUUGAAACUACA